Molecule: messenger RNA, 852 nt
Organism: Miscanthus lutarioriparius
Lineage: Eukaryota; Viridiplantae; Streptophyta; Magnoliopsida; Poales; Poaceae
Source: the annotation of a GenBank genome assembly
AUGGCCCAUAUAUCUUCUAGGGACAAUUGGCCACAGGACAUGCCAAAUGAGCACCGACGGCUGGUGGACAACGCAAAUGCGCCAAUUUGCUGCUGGCCACUGUGUUUCCACUUUGAGUUGCCAGAAGACACCGCGCCCCGGUUUGAGCCAAGAGAGGAGAGAGAAAUAUUCAUUUUGGACAUGUGGUGCCCUCGAGCCAAAACGGCAACCUGGUCUGGUUCGACCACAUUUAACCGGUCCGACCCGGCAGUUAGGGUAUCGACGCCCUCCCGCCUUCCCUCUCUUCCCCAUCCCCUUCUCCAAGUCGGUGGCUGUGGCGAUUUGGUUGACGGCGGCGGUGGCGCAGGCUUGGCGGGCGCGGGAUUGUCAAGUGGGCCGGUGGGGGCAAGCAGAGGCCUGAAGAUGGCGACGGGCUCCGGCGCUUCCUCCUCGACAGGUUCGCGCGGACCGAGUCGACAGCCGUCGACGGGUGGGCAGCCGCUGUGCCCUUUCUGCCGGACGGCCACCAUUGUGGACCGGACCUCCAGAACCACAAACAACCUAGAUAAGCAGUUCUACACUUGCAAGAAUCGGGACUGGGGCAACAGCAAGUGCGCUUUCUUCAUGUGGAAGCCGGUGAGUGAUGGCGUCGAUGCUGCAUCAUUGAUGGCCGGAGUCCAGGCAUUGGAGAAGUCUCUGUUGGCCCUAGGCAAUUCUGUUGAAGCUCAGAGUCUCCAUGUCAGUAGAAUAGCUGGGCAGCAGAGAGUGGAUAGGUGGUUGAAUGUGGCCAGUGUGUUUGUAGGAGUUGUGUGCUUUGUUGUCUUGUGCAGUUGUCUUGUGCAUCUUAAUGCAGAAGCAAGAUUAACUUUGUAA